This is a messenger RNA of Hippopotamus amphibius kiboko, 5882 nucleotides long. Its product is annotated as zinc finger protein 445-like. The transcript has 8 exons. Gene Ontology annotation, biological process: regulation of DNA-templated transcription. Gene Ontology annotation, molecular function: RNA polymerase II cis-regulatory region sequence-specific DNA binding; DNA-binding transcription factor activity, RNA polymerase II-specific. Lineage: Eukaryota; Metazoa; Chordata; Mammalia; Artiodactyla; Hippopotamidae. The record is from RefSeq and is a predicted model, not a curated record. Bases 436 to 3519 code for a protein of 1027 amino acids.
GCGCGGGGCGGCUGGCGCGGUUAGGGCCGUGCGGUCGAGUACCGGGAGACUCGGGGCUGCGGGAGUCGUGGUGGGAGGUGGAGGGUUCCAAGGGAAGAUGACCAUCGUCUGUGACCUGGUGCACUGAGUGAUGGGGCCACUUUACAGCAGGUGCCAAGGUCUGCUGGUCCACCUCAUACUUCGGUUGGAGGACGGAGGGAAUGAAAAGUGCCCCAUUGAACUGAGAAGAUAUCUUAAGACGGAAGAAGAAGGCAAGCAACUCCAUAUGACCAAUGGAUCAGUUUAUUAGAGGUCUCUCGCCAGUGACUUCUGAUGUCCCAGCAAAUGGCGUUGUCCCCAGCAGUGCUGGAAAGAUACUCCCAAGGGCCCAGCAGUGAUAUAUAGAACUAACGCAGACUUGGUUGCACUCUGCUGUGUAGACCUUGAACAGGAGUGAUGCCUCCAGGCAGGUGGUAUGCUGUCCAUCCAGCUCAGGCCAAGGCUUCAAGGGAGCGAGGACGCCUUCAGAUGGUAAAGAAGGAAGAAGAGGAUGAAAGCUACACAUCAGUGCCAGCUGCCAGACCACAGACUCUCAAUCGUCCUGGCCAGGAGCUCUUCCGCCAGCUUUUCAGGCAGCUUCGCUAUCAUGAGUCUUCUGGGCCUCUAGAGACUCUGAGCCGGCUCCGGGAGCUCUGCCGCUGGUGGCUAAGGCCAGAUGUUCUCUCAAAGGCCCAGAUCCUGGAGCUGCUGGUGCUGGAGCAGUUCCUGAGCAUCCUGCCAGGGGAGCUUCGGACGUGGGUGCAGCUGCAUCACCCUGAGAGUGGUGGGGAGGCUGUGGCCUUACUGGAAGAGCUACAGAGGGACUUCGAUGGGACAUCAUGGAGGGACUCAGCCCCUGCCCAGAGCCCCGAUGUGCGUUGGAUGGGCACAGGAGCCCUGCAGGCCGCACAGAUAUGGCCCCCUGCUUCACCUCUCAGGAGCAGCUCGGCUCUGGGGGACCAUCUGCAGCCUCCCUAUGAAAUAGGAGUGCGUGACUUCCUGGCUGGGCAACCCGAUCCUCCUGCUGCACAGGUGCCUGCCCUUUGCCAGAGAGAGGGAUGCCCAGGAGACCAGGUGACAACCCAGCCUCAGGAGGCUAUGACUUUCAAGGAUGUGGAGGUGACCUUCUCCCAGGAUGAGUGGGGAUGGCUGGACGCUUCUCAGAGGAACCUGUACAGGGAUGUGAUGCUAGAGAAUUAUGGGAACAUGGCUUCUCUGGUGGGGCCAUUCACCAAACCUGCUCUUAUCUCCUGGUUGGAGGCAAGGGAGCCAUGGGGCCUGAAUGUCCAGGGAGCUCAGCCUAAGGGGAAUCCAGGUGCUGCUCCUGCAGGAGAUGAGCUCCACGUGAAGACGGACAAGUUCACCUUAAAACAUGAACCUUUGGAAGAAGCAGUAACCUUAGCUGUGCCAUUAGGAUGUCAUGGUGCAGCAAAUGUUUCUGAGGGAACAGGGCUCAGAGAAUCUUUUGCACAGAAGAGCAGGUUAAAGGAGCAAUGUGGAAACCCCAUACAAGUGAGAGUUAAGAAAGAAGAGACCAAUUCCAGCCAUGAGACAGGAAGAGACUGUGAAGAAUCGGGAAGAAGUAAUAGUCUUCAUCUAAAACAUAUUAUGUAUUUGAGAGGACCCAGAAGAAAGCAGUCCCUUAAACAUGGCUAUGGCAGACACUUCAGAGGGAGCUCAUACCACUAUGACUACAAGGACUAUGGGAAAGGGCUCAGACGCAUGAUUGGUGGGUUUAGCCUACAUCAAAGAAUUCAUGCUGGACUGAAAGGGAAGGCAAAGGAUGCGCACGGGAAGGACUUCAGUCUUAGUUCUCAUCCUCAACACGGGCAGAAUCUUCACGUGGUGGGGACGUUGUAUAAGUGCAGCGACUGUGGGAGGACCUUCAGUCAUAGCUCCCAUCUGGCACGUCAUCAGAGACUUCACACUCAAGAGAAGCCGUUUAAAUGUAGGGCAUGUGGGAAAGCCUUCAGAUGGAGCUCGAACCGUGUGCGACAUGAGAAAAUUCACACCGGAUUGAAACCUUAUAAAUGCAGUUUAUGUGACAAAGCUUUCCGACGCAUGUCUGCUUACCGCCUGCACCAGGAAACCCAUGCUAAACAGAAGUUUCUUGAAUCUAAUCAGGAUGAAAAAGCUCUCACCUGUGGCUCAGGGUUUGAUCAUCAUUUGAGAGACCAGAGUGGAGAGAAACUCUUUGACUGCAGCCAGUGUAGGAAAUCCUUCCACUGCAAAUCAUAUGUUCUUGAACAUCAAAGGAUUCACACCCAGGAGAAACCCUAUAAGUGUACCAAAUGUAGGAAAACAUUUAGGUGGAGGUCAAACUUCACUCGUCAUAUGAGACUGCACAGGGAAGAGAAGUUCUAUGAUGCAGACAAAAGUAGGGAAGACGUCAGGCAGACCUCCAGCCACAGUCAGCCCCCGCGUGCCCCAGGGGUGGAGAAAGCUCUUCUGUGUCAGCAGUGUGGGAAGACUUUUAAUCGAAAGAAAGCUCUCAUUGAUCAUCAGAGAGUUCACACAGGUGAGAAACCUUACCGAUGCAGUGAAUGUGCAGAGGAGUUUCCACAUAGGUCGGCCUUUAUCCUUCAUAAGAGGCAGCAUGCCGUCAAAAGAAAGCCCGAGGACGCACCGUCGUUGAGUCAGGACAGAGCACUCCAAACUCUUCCGAGCAGUCACACCACAGAGGAACCCUACCAAUGCAACCAGUGCGGCAAAGCCUUCCGUAAUCACUCAUUUCUCCUCAUCCAUCAGAGAGUCCACACCAGAGAGAAGCCUUAUAAGUGCAGGGAGUGCGGGAAAUCUUUCAGAUGGAGUUCUAACCUCUCGCGACAUCAGAGGAUUCACUCUUUGGGGAAACCGUAUGAGUACCAUGAAAGUGAAGAUACUCCAAAUCUGCAGUCACAGAUCCAAACUGGUGCAAAACCUUUUUGGUGCCAAGAAUGUGGGAAAAGCUUUACACGUAAAAGAAGUCUUUUAGAUCAUAAGGGAAUACACAGUGGAGAAAAGCGCUAUAAAUGUAAUCUGUGUGGGAAGUCUUAUGACAGAAAUUAUCGUCUUGUUAAUCAUCAGAGAAUCCACACGAAAGAGAGACCAUUUAAAUGCCAGUGGUGUGGGAAGGAUUUCAUCGGAAGACAUACCCUCUGCAUUCAUCAGAGAAAACACACCAGAGUGGCCCAAUCUGAAUGCAGCGUAGCUGGGUUGUCUUCUCGUCAGCAUACAGGGGUGAGUUUACAGGAAUUAAAACCAAGUGAGGAGAAGCCUCUUGAAGAUUGUGGGAAAACUUGUGAUCAGAGCUCCGGACUCACUGGACUCCAGGACAUACCCACUGGGGGAAAGUGCCACAGAUGUACCACGUGUGGGAAAACUUUUGGCAAGAGCUCACAACUCGUUAGCCACAAGAGAUUUCAUACUCGAGAGAGGCCCUUCAAAUGCAGAGAGUGUGGGAAGACGUUCAGGUGGUCUUCAAAUUUGGCUCGGCAUAUGAAAAACCAUAUUAGAGAUUAGGUUGGUGUCUGACAGUGUGGGGAGGAGGUCCUGGCUACCCUGUUAGAGAACCCCUGGUUGUAGGCGUUGUGGGGCAGACCUUCACAGAGGGCCCAGCCCUUUCUGUUUUGGAAGCUAGUGGCAGAGAAUCCUGAGGAUUCAAAAAUGCAGGGCAGGCACCCCCAUCCUACAGCUGGAAAAUGAGAUGCUGGAAAAGAGCAGCAUUGUGUUCCAGAAGGAGGCUUGUGCCCCUACUAGUGGUCUGUGCACAAUGGCCUGGAGCUCCCCCAGCUAGAUCUCCUUCUAUAACUCUAAGUGAGAGACCAUUGCCCUUCAUGAUUCAACGAAACGUCUGUGGUGUAGUGGGCUGUGGCUGCUGGAAAGGGGCCAUUUGGUCCUAAGUUUCCCUUUGAGUUUGGCCUGUGAUGGUGCCUAGUCUUUUUGACCUUAAAAGCACCAGCAACGGCAAGAACUAGCCUCUCCCGAUGCCUCCAGGGGAGUUCUGGCUGCAGCUUCAGUCUUCACAGUGACUGUGAUAUUUGGUUAUUUGCCAAGGACAUAGAGUUGUCUCAGCUGUGCGUGGAAGAGAACAGGGUACUGGGCUUGAUCACCUGGAGAAUGUGCCCCAUCGCCAUUUCCAUCCCACAGGUCUGUACAGGCAGCAGCGGUCCAUCUGCUAAACAGAAAUGUGCCAAGCAUCUCUGAUGUGCCAGGCACUGUUGUGUGUGCUAGAGACCCAGCAAUGAGUGAAACAGAAAAGUCUGCCAUCUUGAAUCUUUACAGACAAUAAACAAAUGAGAUGUAUAUAGUAUUCUGGAUGAUGGUAUGCGUUGUGGACAAAAUGAAUCAGAGUGAGAGGGAGUGCUGGAUUGGGAGGUGGGUUGAGAUUUUAAACUGGCUUAUCAGGGAGGGCCUCAACUAAGAAGGUGAGCUUUGAACAAAGACCCAAAGGAGAUCAUGGAGGAAGCCCAUUAGGUCCCUGGAUCCUACGCAGGACCCUUCACAGGAGGUAGGGUCUUGUCUGGUCUUCUUAGGGAAUGGCAGGUAGGCCCCUGAGCCAGAGUGGAGAGAGCCAGCUGGAAGCGAAGAGCCCAGAAAGGUGAGGGCCAAGCCGUGUGAGCAUCAUAGCUCCUUGCUGGGGCUUGGCUACCUCAAAGGGAGGUAGGGAGCUUUUGGACAGUUUUGAGUUGAGAAAUACUGUGGUCUGAAUCUGAACCCUUAUAGAAUGUAAUUCAGAUUCAGAGUCCCAUGUGUUGAGGGCCCAGGGUCAUGGGAAGGGCCUUGGAGUCAUCAGAUCUGCAUUCCAGGCUUGGUGUGCCUUUUCUUGGCAGGAUGAUCUUGGGUGGGUCACUGAACAUCGGCAUUUGUUUCCUGGUGUGUAAAAUUAGAGUAGCUGGCUGUGCUACCUGACUCUUGGGACUGGUGAAAAGAAGGCUUGGUUUACUAAGCUUCUGGGUUAAGACCUUGAUCUCUAGACCAGCACCUUCACAAAGCUGCAGCUCCCACGUUGGUCGAUGCUACAAGCACAGAAGUACCCCUUUUCUAUCCAUAUUUUCAUCCCCCCACUCCUUGUGCCACCUGGUACUUCAUAGAGUUUCUGCCCCAAUAGGGGUAUUUCUACUGCCAUUUUUAUAAAAUGAUAUAUAUUUAUUUUUAAACAUUCAAAUCAAAUUUUAAAAAAUGUAAUGAAGUAAAAAUCAACAGAAAUCCCUCUAUACUGAGGUAAGCGUUGAAUAUUUUGGGAUUGUACUCUUAUCGUCUGUUCAGUAACCUGAGUUUUAAAAUGAUUUUAAUUAUAUAAGUAGUAUGUGAUUAUUAUGGAAAUAUUAAUAAAUACAGAUCAGCUAAAAGGAAAAGUCUGCUACUUGGAGCUAACUACUAAACAUUUUGGUGUAAUCAGUGUUAGAUUUAACUUCAUUGCCUUUCCCUGAACGCCCCUGGGCUGACCUGCCUCUUGCUGUCUCCCUUCACCUGGAGUGCCACACUCCUUCCAGGCUGGCCCAGUUCCCAGCCUUCUUUAACCCUUGUCCCUCUAAGCCCUCUGACCUGGUCCCACCUCUCCUAGUGCCUGUGUGUUGCUCUGUUAGGUGUUGUCUGGGUUUCCAAAAGUUAUUGCCACUCAUGCAGCCAGACCGAGUACUCGGGAAGCCGGGUUUGGGUGCUUAUUUAUCCUUUUGCUGGGCAGAGUAGAUUCUGCACAAAGUUGCCUCUUUUAUGGAAUGUAGAACUGGAUUUAUUAUUUCAGCUAAGUCAGGAUUGGAAGUUUUUGAAGAGGUCCGUGAGUGAAAUGUUGACCGGAGACUUCCCACAAGCGUGCCUGCUACUUGGGAGCCCAGCCGUGGAUGGUUCUGAGCUGACUGCCCCAGCCAUCAGUGCUCACCUCA